This is a messenger RNA of Penicillium olsonii, 1647 nucleotides long. Lineage: Eukaryota; Fungi; Ascomycota; Eurotiomycetes; Eurotiales; Aspergillaceae. The record is from the annotation of a GenBank genome assembly.
AUGGCCUCUUUCACAACCGGCGGAGCCACCAUGGCUGUUUCUCUGGAGAGGCGCGACGAUGGCCAGCCACGGUUUCCGGGUUGCUCAAAUAUCACUGAAUAUACGUUCGUUGGAAAGCUCGGAGAAGGCACCUUCGGUGAGGUCUACAAGGCAAAAUCCAAGAAGGACUCCUCCGUUGUGGCGCUGAAGAAAAUUCUUAUGCACCAUGAGAAGGAAGGCUUUCCAAUUACCGCCAUCCGGGAGAUCAAGCUCAUGAAGGCGCUCUCACAUCAAAACAUAUUACAGCUCAGAGAGAUGGCCAUUGAGCGAGUCAAAGGCGACGGAUUCAAAAAGCCGAGCAUGUACAUGGUCUUCCCAUAUAUGGAGCAUGACCUGGCAGGACUACUGGAAAAUCCCUCGGUCCAUUUCAGUGAACCACAAAUAAAAUGCUACUUGAUGCAGCUCCUUGCGGGACUCAAGUACUUGCAUGGACAACGCAUCCUGCAUCGUGAUAUGAAAGGUAACGGUCUCAUUAUUACUCUUCCAAGAUAUGAACUAAUAUGCUUUAUAGCUGCAAACUUGUUGAUCAGCAACGGCGGAAUUCUUCAAAUCGCUGAUUUCGGCCUUGCCCGGCCCUAUGAUGAUGCACCUCCACUCCCAGGGAAGGGCGGGGGAGAAUCCAAGAGAGAGUAUACUGCGCUUGUUGUCACAAGAUGGUACCGCCCCCCUGAGCUGCUGCUGCAACUGCGAAAGUACACUACAGCUAUUGAUCUGUGGGGAGUUGGCUGUGUCUUUGGUGAAAUGUUCAAGGGAAAGCCAAUUCUCGCAGGAAACAGUGAUUUGAAUCAAGCGCAAUUAAUCUUCAAUCUCGUGGGCACUCCCACCGAGGAGAACAUGCCGGGAUGGAGUCAGCUACCCGGAUGUGAGGGAGUGAAGAACUUCGGAUACAAGCGCGGCAACCUUUCCGGAUUUUUCCAAGAGUUGAGUCCAACCGCUGUAUCACUACUCGGUGAGCUUCUCCGUCUUGAUUGGAGGAAGCGUAUCAAUGCAAUGGAUGCCCUCAAGCACCCCUACUUCACUACACCACCACUACCCGCCAAACCCGGGGACAUUCCACAGUUCUCGGAUUCCCACGAACUCGACCGCAAGAAGUUCCGCAGCCAGCGACCGCCUGUGCCGCCUGUUCCCCCCGGCGUCCCCGAUGCCCCACCCAAUGGCGCCUGGCCAACCUCCGGCUCUCGGGGACCAGAUUCACGUCAUGGACGUGUCCCCGGGCCUGGCCGCGGAGGUAGACCACCUCCACCAGGAAACCAUGCCAACCCCCAACGCCGUGCCCCAUUCCCGCCCUCAAGAGAUACAGGUCUUCCCCCACGCCCCCCUGUGUCCUCCAACCAGCCGUGGGAUGGGCCUCAAUCCAACCGACCUGAUGGAAGAGACGAUCGAAGAGGACAAUUCCCUCAAAGCCGCCCAGGAGGAAAUAGGCCGACUAACAAUCUGGACUCAUACGUCCCCAAUUACAACGACCGCAAUGAUCGCCCAAGAGACUCUGGAGAGCAUGGGCCCUCAAACCCCGACUGGCGUGGUACGGCGGGCCGUCGUGACUACAGACGUGACCCACCAAGACGAAGAAGUCGGAGCCCUAGCUUCAGAGAUGGGAGUCGAGGCUGA